Messenger RNA from Galeopterus variegatus (Sunda flying lemur), 870 nucleotides. RefSeq names its product chromosome unknown open reading frame, human C12orf42 (gene CUNH12orf42). Lineage: Eukaryota; Metazoa; Chordata; Mammalia; Dermoptera; Cynocephalidae. The coding region runs from base 1 to 870 and encodes 289 amino acids. The transcript has 3 exons. The record is from RefSeq and is a predicted model, not a curated record.
AUGGGACCUGGUGGAAAUAAACUUGGAGCUGUCAGGAAGCAGGAAGAAGGCCACUGCGGCUGGAGUGGAGUGGAAAAGGUGGAGGGUGGUAAAGUAGGCAAGUGGAGAGUAUUUCCAGAAAUUACUCAGAGUCCAGUGGCAUUUAAAAGAAUACCCUAUACUCACGAGAACAAAAUACCCACGUCUCCUGUAAGCUCAGUUUCUUCUGAAGAAGAAAACUACAGAACAGCUGGUUCCUCCCUAGUACCAUCCGGUGAAAGGGAUGAGGACCCAUUGUUCUGCACUCUCAGAGAAGACAUUAAUAAGAGAGCCAGAGGAGCACCCCAGCAGAUCUGGAGCAGUCCAUUUUUGGAAGAGCAAAUGGCAAAAAAGGCUAUUCAACCACACUCGGUAAAUCCUGUUCACCUGGAGGCUGUGGGUAUACACAUCAAUAGACACAUGAGAUUUCAGAACCAGCCCUUGAGCAAUUCCAAGGGUUAUUCUGGUAGCCACAUCCCCGUGGCCCCGCGGAGCGUCUGGCGGAGCUUCCCAGAAGCCGAGCAGGAGCUGAGCGCGGCGGACACAGGUUUCCAAAGCCGGCGCCGAGGCGCGUCCGGAAAUCCAGUCGGAAGAGGCGCGGUUGCCAUGGCACCGGAGACGCUCCCGGAGCAUCCUCACUUCCCGGGGGGAAGGAGGCCCGGGGCAGACACCUCCCUCCACGGCAAUCUGGCAGGAGCGCCCGUUCCGCUGCUCGUCGGUGCGUCCCCCCGGGGUCCCCCCAAGAGGUUAACAAAGGUUUGCUCCGCGGCAGCCCCCCGCCCUCCCCGGCGCUUCCAUACGGCUUGUUCGCAGGCCCUGGCCAGGCCGCUGGUGAAUGCUCACUUGCGCUGA